This is a messenger RNA of Acipenser ruthenus (sterlet), 3441 nucleotides long. RefSeq names its product lethal(3)malignant brain tumor-like protein 1. NCBI's taxonomy places the organism in Eukaryota, Metazoa, Chordata, Actinopteri, Acipenseriformes, Acipenseridae. Gene Ontology annotation, cellular component: nucleus. Gene Ontology annotation, molecular function: zinc ion binding; protein binding. The transcript has 22 exons. The record is from RefSeq and is a predicted model, not a curated record. Bases 80 to 2587 code for a protein of 835 amino acids. Gene Ontology annotation, biological process: regulation of DNA-templated transcription.
CGCGCGCGCAUGCGCAGUGAUAAGUCCCUGCCCCGCAAGACAACCUUGGUUGGACUGUGCAACAGCAGCUUGUGAGGACAUGAGCGGGAACGUCGGUGUCGAGGUGCUGGUGGUGAGCGGAGCCAGCCCCCCCGCUGACGCCAACGCGCCCCUUGUAGCCAAUGAAAGCUCGGCGCCGAAGACACGCCCCCAGACCACUGCCUUUAUUCUCCCAGCCACCAGCUCCCCUCUAAGUCUGGAAGUGCGGAAUGGGGAACGGCCAAGAGUUGCCAUGGAGACGCCGAAGGUGGACGGAGCUGGGGAGCCGAUGACCUCCACUCUGACCCCUCAGGUGGGCGGUGCCUGCAGCGUGGUCCGUGUUUUGGAGUGGAAGGAGGGCGUCGCCGUGCUCCCAGGCAGCAACCUAAAGUUCCGGAUGAGUGACUUUGGCACUCUGCAGGUUGUGAGUGACAGGAAGGCCCCUGUCCUCGAGCCAAGCACAGAAGGGCCUGCUGGGAAGGAGGUGGAGACAGACAGAGUCCCAGGACAGAGCUCAGGAAAGCCGGUUGAACUCACUGAGGAAGACUCGACGGGGGGGAAUGUUGGUCUCUGUGCAGGCUGGAGCCCGGGCGGGGAGAAGGGGUGCGUGGAUGAGCUGCGGAGAGAACCGCUCACAGACAAGUCAGCAGGCCUGGAUAUUGCCACGGUGGCCCAGGUGUCUGUGUUGAACCCUGAAGAUCUGAAGCCAGUGAAGAAGAGGAAGAGGAAGGAGUACCUAAGCCAAUCGGAUGAGGAGUCAGAGAUGGAGUCUAUGGAGGAGAGGGGGGAGAGUCUGAAGGUGCUGGAAGUGAACCAGUCCGACUGUGGGCUGCUAGGGGACAGGAGACAUAACAGGACAGUCCCUGGGGAGGUGAAGAAGGAGGCGUGGACGUGGUCGUUGUAUCUGGAGGAACAGAAGGCCGUGGCUGCCCCUCUUAAGCUCUUCCAGGAGUGCCAGAGCAUCCCCCAGGCAAAGAACAGCUUCAGAGUGGGGAUGAAGUUAGAGGGGAUCGACCCCCAGCACCCCUCCAUGUACUUCGUCCUCACAGUGACUGAGGUGUGCGGGUAUCGGAUGCGGCUGCACUUUGACGGCUACUCCGAGUGCCAUGAUUUCUGGGUAAACGCCAACAGUCCGGACAUCCAUCCAGCCGGCUGGUGCGAGAAGACUGAGCACAAACUCUACACCCCAAAAGGUCAGAGGGCAGAGGGGUGUAAAGAAGAGGAGUUCUCCUGGGCCAGCUACCUGAGACUGACCAAGGCACAGGUGGCCCCACGGGAGCUGUUUGCCAGUCCAGGCGGGACGGAGACCCCCUGCAGUUUUCAGGUGGGGAUGAAGCUGGAGGCUGUCGACCGCAUGAACCCCUCCCUCAUCUGCGUCGCCACGGUGACCGAUGUGGUGGACAAACGCUUCCUGGUUCACUUCGACAACUGGGAUGACACUUACGACUACUGGUGUGAUGAGACCAGUCCAUACAUCCACCCUGUUGGCUGGUGCCAGGAACGGGGACGUCCCCUCACCCCACCGCAAGAUUACCCAGAUCCCGAUAACUUUUCCUGGGAGAAGUACCUGAAGGAUACUGGCUCUACCGCUGUCCCAGCGCAUUGUUUCAAAAUGCGCCCUCAGCAUGGGUUCCAGGUCAACCUGAAGCUGGAGGUCAUGGACAAGCGCAACCCCUCCCUCAUUCGCGUGGCCACCGUGGAAGACAUUGACGAGUACAGGAUUAAGAUCCACUUCGACGGCUGGAACCACAUGUACGAUUACUGGAUUGACUCGGACAGCCCCGACAUCCACCCUGCAGGCUGGUGUGAGAGAACUGGGCACCCCCUGAAAACGCCCCUCCGUGAGUCAAAUACACAGCAACCCGGCCCCCGGGACACCUUGGCGUCGGGACAAGGUGGCUGCGCCUCUCUCGCCUGUAAAGGGAUCAGCCAUUCCCGAGCCAAGUACAGCUUCAACCACAGAAAGUGCCCCACCCCGGGCUGUGACGGCUCUGGUCAUGUGACCGGGCGCUUCACGGCACACCACUGCCUAUCGGGCUGCCCGCUGGCGGAGCGGAACCAGGGCCGGCUCAAGACUGAGCUCUCUGACACCGAGGGCCCCGGGGCCAAGCGUAACCUGCUCGUCUUCGGCCAGCGCAGCAAGACGUCCCGGCACCACGGCAGGAUAGGCCGUCCGCCCAAGUGCAGGAAGAGCCAGCAGAGAGCCUAUCAGAGUAUGUCAGCGGAGGUCAUGCACCCAUCCCUCUUCAUGUCUGCCCUGUCUGCGCACCCCGACCGCACCCUCUCACUCUGCUGGGAGCAGCACUGCAAGCUGCUGCCCGGGGUGGCUGGCAUCCACGCCAGCAACGUGGCAACCUGGAGCGUGGAGGAGGUUUCCAGUUUUGUCCAGAAUCUCACUGGUUGUCACGAGCAAGCCCGGGUUUUCAAAGAUGAGAUGAUCGACGGCGAGGCGUUCCUCUUGCUGACACAGACAGACAUUGUGAAGAUCAUGAGCAUCAAGCUGGGCCCGGCUCUCAAGAUCUACAACGCCAUUCUGGUGUUCAAGAGCACGGACGACAGCCUUAAGUGAUGCCCUCCCCCAGCUCUCCCAACACACCCCCCUCCACCCGCAGGCUUUUCUAUGUGUGCCAAUCUGCAGAAGCAUCCCUGUAAAUAUGCUUUCAACGAGCACACCCCUCAGAGAGGUGCAAGGGGGUCCUGUAUGUGCCAAUGCUUUCAAAUUAGUUCCAGAAGCCAGUGUCGUUACUGUCUGUACAGAUCAGAAACAGUGAUGAAAGAAUGCUGACCGACACAUGCUACCCUUUUUGUAGCAUUCCUAAUACAGAACUUCCCAUGAAACUCAAACAGUGUUCUGUUUACAAUAAACUCAACACAUUUAGAAUUCCAUGGAUUCUUGCUUGUUAAACUGUGAUCUCCCUAUUGCUUUAGUGUCUACUGGACAAUAAUUAUUAUUGUUUCCAUAUUUUCAUAUAGAUAGCCUGGGUCCUGUUAAUCAAAGCUGUCAGUGCAACUCCUACUUUUGUGAGAAAAACGUGUUUGAACUUUGAUAACUCAACAUGACCAGUAAUUGCACAGACAGCUUCAUUUUAUUCUAAACCAAUUUCAAUGACUCGUUUUUCAAAAUGGUUAUGAGCAAGGAUGCAGCGCUGUGUAAUGUGCAUUGUAAAUAUAACACCAUUUUUUGGAGGUCACAGUGAUGUGUACAACAUUUGUGAGCCUACCUAACUAAUGCAUUACCACAGCUGGCCACCAGAGGGCGGUGUCAUUGGGAAACUUGCUUGCAAUGACACUGAUGGGUAUGGUCUGCCAUGUAGAUAAGUAGUCGGUCAGUCAGUCUUUCAAGCCAUCAUACAAUAAAUGUUCUGAAUGUGACUGCUCUGCUCGCCUGUAUUUUUUAUUAAAUCACUACUGUCUUUUCAGAAA